AUGGAUCAAUGGAAGAAGACAAAUUUGCCUCUAAUUAGACCUCCUCCUUACAAGACCCAGCCUAGAAGACCCAAGCAAUCAAGAAACAAAGAGGCUUCUGAGGUUGAAGUACCUGCUUCAGUCCCUCCAAAUCCUAUACCACCUAAUUACAUUUCACCCCCUGCAAAAUUGAGAAGGGUUUUUAUCAAGAUCAGGACCAAUCUAAUGGACCAAGCAGGCCUGCAAGAGGCAGAUGAAUGGGUGUACAUAGAGGUGCAAUAA
This is a messenger RNA of Prunus armeniaca (apricot), 261 nucleotides long. Lineage: Eukaryota; Viridiplantae; Streptophyta; Magnoliopsida; Rosales; Rosaceae. The record is from the annotation of a GenBank genome assembly.